AUGUUUAAAGAAUCAAUUUUUCAUAGCAAUUAAAAAUAAUUUACUUGGAGUUAUCAGCCGAUGCCAAUAAUGUCUAAAAAUGGUGCUUUAGAUGAAGAGUUUAUUCCAUCAUAUUCUAAAUCUUGUAAAAUGAAAAAAUUCAUUUUGAUACAAAAUAUUUUAGGAUGUUAAACAAAAAAAGUAUUCUUAAAUCUUAUAAAGGGACCAAUCAAAUGGAUAAAUUACGAAAAUUCCUUUAUCGAGAUAACAAGAGAUAAAAUACUUGGAGAAGGUAUAGCAAUAAGUAAAGGGAAUACACUAAUUUUAUAUGGAGAAAUAGAAAUUUGGUUCAAUUAUAUGAAAAGAUGGUGUAUAUAAUAAGGUUUCGCAAAUACAUACAAAAUAAUUGAAAAAAUAGGCAAAGGAAAUUAAGCUGAAGUAUUUAUAAUUCUAUUUAGGUUUACAGCUGUAGAUAUUAGUUGGGAGAUGAAAAAUUUGCAGUUAAAUAAUAUUAAAAAUAUAAAUUAACAAAUCGUUAAGAUAAAAUAGCUCUUUUAAAAGAAAUAUCGAUUUUGAGACAAGUAUAAAAUGAAAAUAUAAUUCAUCUUUAUGAAGUAUUUGAGAAUGAAAAUAAUAUAUAUGUAGUGAUGGAAUUAUUAGAAGGAGGAGAUUUACAGGAUUAUUUAAAAUAACCAAAUACUUUUUUAAACGAGAAAUAGUUAGCUAGUUUUAUAUAUAGAUUAUUUAAAGCAAUUUUAUCAUUUCAUAAAAUUGGUAUAAUACACAGAGAUAUUAAACCAAAAAAUAUAAUUUUAAGAAAAUAAAACCUCUCUAAAUUUUGUGUAGUAGAUUUUGGUUUGGCAGAUUAUUACAAUAAAGAUGGGAAAUAUUUAUUUUAAAGAUGUGGAACCCCUGGUUUUGUAGCCCCAGAAAUCUUAAGAGAUGAAUUUUAUGAUUUUAAAGUAGAUGUUUUUAGUGUAGGAGUAAUUAUGUAUAUUUUAAUAACGGGGGAAGAACCAUUUGGAGGAGAUUAUAAUGAAACAAUAACAAAAAAUUAUCUAGGCUAAGUAGAUGUUGAAAAUUUAAAAAUAAGUGAGUAAGGAUAAAUGUUUUUAAAAUGUUUAUUUGAAAUUAAGGAUCUAAGACCAACAGUAAAAGAAGCAAUGAAUCACUAAUGGUUUAAAUAGGAAAUGAUUGUCACAGAGAAAUACAGAAUUCGUAUUAAGGAACCUCAAAUUAAAUAGACUCAAUUAGUUUUACAUUCAGCAAGAGAUACUAUAUCAAAUAGCUAAUUAUUAAAACCUAACAGAGCUGUUUUAUCUACUAAAAAUUCAAACUAUCGCUUGAGUCCAAUAGGUUCAAAGAAGCCAACUCCAAAUCCAAGUCCAUGCGCAAAGAGGAAAUCUCUAAAAUGAAAU
Paramecium sonneborni is the source of this 1397-nucleotide messenger RNA. Lineage: Eukaryota; Ciliophora; Oligohymenophorea; Peniculida; Parameciidae. The record is from the annotation of a GenBank genome assembly.